AUGUCUACAGUCCUCACGGGUUGCAUUGGCAUCUUCUGGGACUACGAAAACUGCCGCCCACCUUCCAAUAUUUCGGGAGCCAAACUCGUCGAGAAUAUUUGUCGACUGGUCCGAGGCGCUGGAGCGAUCACUCAAUUCAAGGCAUACGUUGAUGUAUCAUCUGAAGUUGCACAACCUAGAUCCGUUGCGUUUCAUUCGGACCUCCAGUCAUCUGGAGUCACUUUAGCUCACUGCCCUCACAAUGGCAAGAAGGACGUCGCUGACAAAAUGAUGAUAGGUAUGCCCCUAGGAUAG
Molecule: messenger RNA, 294 nt
Organism: Fomitiporia mediterranea MF3/22
Lineage: Eukaryota; Fungi; Basidiomycota; Agaricomycetes; Hymenochaetales; Hymenochaetaceae
Exons: 2
Coding region: 1-294 (97 amino acids)
Molecular function (GO): RNA nuclease activity
Source: RefSeq, a predicted model, not a curated record